Nyctereutes procyonoides (raccoon dog) is the source of this 6846-nucleotide messenger RNA. It is a transcript of the gene CRACR2A, whose product is annotated as calcium release activated channel regulator 2A. The transcript has 19 exons. NCBI's taxonomy places the organism in Eukaryota, Metazoa, Chordata, Mammalia, Carnivora, Canidae. The record is from RefSeq and is a predicted model, not a curated record. Gene Ontology annotation, molecular function: calcium ion binding; GTPase activity; GTP binding.
GCGCGCGCCGAUCCCGGAGGGCGCCCAGGGGGCGGCGGCGCCAACAGACCGGCUCCAGGGCGCCGCUGCCACUUCUGCGGCCGCCGAGGGUUGGGGCGGGGAAAGUGGAGCAGGCCCGCCCGGCCGGAGGCUACAGGACAGCUGUGAGCCGAGCCCGCGGCGGGACGGGUCGGAGGGACGGCGGCGACGCCCAAGGUCAUGCCUUGGCCAAAGCUGCCCCUCAGGAGAAUGGCUUGGAGCCAAAGUCACGCCAGCAGGCUGCUUGCCAAGGGCGGAGCAGCAGCGACUUGCCACUUUUCCUACUGAGCCCAGCCUGGGUGUCCACCUGGCACUCCGCACGACCACGUCUCUUCCUCCUGGAGCAGCCUGACCCAGAGGCCUGGGCUUCAGAAAGAGCUCCGGGAGAGUUCAGUCCUGGUGGGCUGCCUCCCCGAACCCAGGUGUGCAAAGGGACACGGGCCUUCCUUACGAUUCUGCAAAGACUUGAAGAAAUUGACAAACUGGGAUGGCUACCCCUGACAGGAGAGUGGUCUCUAGACCCCAGAGAUCUGGCCAGGGUCCAAAGGAGAGUGGGGCCUGCAUGGGUCCCCAGGACAAUUUGGAAUGCAAGGAGACCCAGGAGCUGUCCAUGCUGAGCAAGGCACAGGAAUUCUUUCAGACCUGUGACACCGAAGGCAAGGGCUUCAUCGCCAGGAAGGACAUGCAGAGGCUCCAUGAGGAAUUGCCUCUCAGCCUGGAGGAAUUGGAGGAUGUAUUCGAUGCCCUGGAUGCUGACGGCAAUGGCUUCCUGACACCAGAGGAGUUCACCACUGGAUUCAGUCACUUCUUCUUCAGCCAGAACAAGCCAGGUCAAGAAGAUGCAGGGGAACAGGUGGCCCAGCUGCAGGAAGAGAAGGUGUACCAGUCCAGAGGGGAAGAGCAUGUGGGCCACAUGGAUGACGAUGAGGAGACCCAGUUCCAAACACUGAUGGACAAACUUGGAGCCUCGAGGGUUUUGGAAGAUGAAAGUGAUAUCAAGCAACUCUGGCUGCAGCUGAAGAAGGACAAACCUCACUUACUGUCCAGCUUUGAGGAUUUCCUGACCAGGACCUUCUCCCAGCUCCAAGAAGCUCACGAUGAGAAGAAUGAACUGGAGUGUGCUCUGAAAAAGAAAAUUGCUGCUUAUGAUGAAGAAAUCCAGCAUCUCUAAGAGGAAAUGGAACAGCAGAUAAAACAUGAGAAGGAACAGUUUCUCCUGAAAGACACAGAGAGAUUUCAGGCCCACAGUCAGGAGCUGGAGAAGAAAUUAUUGUCGAAGGAGCAGGAGCUGGAGCAACUUAUCCAGAAGCAGAAGAGGCUGGAAGGCCAGUGCACCAUGCUGCAAAAUGAUGAGCAUGAAACCAAGGCUGAGAAUACCAAGCUGAAAGUCACAAACCAGGAGCUGGCUCGGGAGCUGGAGCGGACCUCCCGGGAGCUACAGGAUGCCCAGCAGCAGCUGGAAAGCCUCCAACAAGAGGCCUGCCAACUCCACCAGGAGAAGGAGAUGGAAGUGUACCGCGUGACAGAGAGCCUGCAGCGCGAGAAGUCGGGACUCCUGAAGCAGCUGGAUUUCCUGAGGGAAAGAAACAAGCACCUUCGGGAUGAACGGGACAUACAUUUUCAGAAAGAUAAGGCGGCCAAGGCAAACACAGCUGCUUCCAAAGCAAACUGGAAACAGAGAUCUGGCUCUGUGAUAGGCAAAUAUGUGGAUGGCAGAGGGAUUCUUAGGAGCCAGUCAGAGGAGGAAGAAGAUGUAUUUGGCCUCUCCAGGAGGAGAAGCUCCCUAGGCUUGAGUGGAUAUCCCUUUCCAGAAGAGGAGCCAGGGGCUGGGGGUCCAUUCCCCCGGACAUUCCGCAGAAUCAUCUCCAUUGAAGAAGACCCCCUUCCCCAGCUCCUGGAUGGCAGUUUCGAGCAGCCAUUGAGCAAAUGUCCAGAAGAGGAAGAGGUCUCCCAGCAGAGGGUGCAAGGACAAAGCCAGCAGACCAGACCUUUGGAACCCAUGCCUACAUCUCCUCGUGGGCAACCUGUUGGAAAAGAAGCCUUGUCUAAAGAGGAAGCCCCUCUCUCCAUCCCAGACCGGCUCUUCAAAAUUGUGUUAGUGGGGAAUUCUGCUGUGGGGAAGACGUCCUUCCUAAGGAGAUUCUGCGAGGACCGGUUUGCCCCAGGCUUGGCAGCCACUGUGGGCAUCGAUUAUCAGGUGAAGAUGGUACGUGUGGAUGACUCAUAUGUGGCGCUGCAGCUAUGGGACACAGCAGGUCAGGAGAGGUACCGCUGCAUCACCCAGCAGUUCUUCAGGAAGGCCGAUGGCGUCAUCGUCAUGUAUGAUGUCACAGCCAGACAGUCAUUCCUAUCCAUCCGGCAGUGGCUGAGCAGCGUGGAGGAAGCUGUGGGAGACUACAUUCCUGUUCUUCUGCUGGGCAAUAAAGUUGACAAUGAGAAAGAGCGGGAAGUUCCCCGAGGCCUCGGAGAACAACUUUCCAAGGAGAACAAUCUGAUCUUCUAUGAAUGCAGUGCCUAUUCCGGUCACAACACCAAAGAGUCUCUGCUCCAUCUAGCCAGGAUCCUCAAGAAACAGGAAGAUACAGCAAGGGAGGACACAAUACAGGCUGACCGCCCUGCCAAAAAGAAGUCUUGCUGUGGCUGAUGAGAGUCCUCCUAGGACUGCUCCAUGCAGGUCUGAGGUCAUAGACUUUUAGCCUGAAUCCUGCACAUAGGCUCCUGCUUGAAUGUUUCCACCACAGACUGCUUAAGCCUUUGUCUUUGUCAGUGACUUGCCUCUACUGCCAGGAAGAGGAGAACAUCCAGGCAGGAAAGCUGCUCUUGCAGCAUUCUGGAGUCUUCUAUCUCUAGACCCAGAUCUCUCUCUAGACCCAGAUCUCUCUCUAGACCCAGGCACCCAUCCCACCACCACCUCCUGCCACACACACCCCCAGCUUGGUUUUGUGGAGAAAAGAAACAGAUGGGCUUUUCCAGAAAAAUCACCACAUGCCUUCUCCACCUCCCUUCUGCUCCCCUUGCCCUUAGGAGCUGCAGCACUGUGGUUGCUGCGGUAACUGCACAGGGCAGACUUGCUGCUUCUUGUAGGCCAAAGAUAUAGCACUCUGGCAGAGCCAGGGUGGUUGGGCUUCCUUUGGCUCCUGUUCUCUGGAUAUCAAUGGGAUGCUCUUGGUAUAUGCUUCAUGGACCUUGAGAUGCCCACAUGGUGUUGAGAAAAGUAAGCCAGGGCAUCCAUAUUCUAUUGCACAUCCCACCCCCAGCACAUCCCACCUUUCCAGGCUGCAGAACCCAGGCUCUCAGCAGCCACCAUGCCUCCUGUAUUUGUUCCUUCAUGGUCUCUGAAAUGUGCCUUACAAGAAAUCCACACCCUUUCCUCUGAACCACCCAACCAUGACCCUGACUCCAGGGUGGACUGUGGGUGAUAAAUGUGUGCCUGGGGUUAGGGAGUGGGCUUACUUCCUGCUUAACUUUGAUUGAGAGACGAAAAGAAAACGAAGGGAAAAGCCCAUCUGCUGCUAAACAGAGCGACCAUUUCUGGAAUAUAAAUAAGGUAUAUAUAGCUUUGUAAAAGCCAUUUUCCAAUGUUUCUCAAAAUAGCUCUUCGAAAAAUUGUACAUGAUGAUUAACAAGUUAGAUUGACAUGCAGGCAGUGAGGCCCAGCACCAGGUCCAUAGUUAGAGACUUCAUGUUCUUUUCUUUUCUUUUUUUUUUUUUUUUUUUUUUAGAAGACUGUAUUUAAAAAAAGAAAGUGUGGCUGUGUUGUUGACAUAUAGCUGGUGUUUGAAAAGUGAGCAGAGUGUAGCUAUAGGCUUCAGUGCCCCUGGGACUUCACCAGCAGAGGGUGCUUGCAGGAAUGAUCUGGGCCCAUGGGUGCUUCCUUCCAUCUGGGUGAUAGUAAAUUCCUAGCCCUAGCAGGGCUCCAGCAUUACUGGCUGGCUGUCGGGGGGGCUGGCAAGGGAAGGGUGCUCUCACCCUGAGUGGGAGCUUGGAUGAAAAGGUAUGAAGAUCACUGAACAUUACCACCCUAGGGCUGCAGGCCCAGCCCCACAGGAAAGUGAAUGGUAUCCAUACCCAAGCGAGACCCAGGAAGGGAGAGGAGAAGAAAGUGUCCACAGGCCUCCAAGAGGGCUCAAGACAACUGUACACAGCCAGCCAGGCAGGAGAGAAUCCACUGGUCAGAGUUUUAAGGCUAUUCCCUAAAGCCUCCUCCCCAGAUUCCUAAAAGGGUCAGGGCCCCAUGGAUCAUCACAUAAGUGUCUUCCCCCUUUUUACAGGCUUUUCUCUCCUUCAUUUAGUGCUUGGAGGCACCAGGGAGCCCAUGGAACUAAACCCAGCACUGAACACCAGGGUGUGCCCCAAGAUCUUGGGCCAGCCAGCUCCCUGCCUGGGCUACCAUCUCAUCAGUAAUAUGAAGGAUGGGCUCUUUGAUGCUUCUGGCUCUUCUUGCUCAGAAUGUUUAUGAUGAUACCUUCAUUUUCCAACUUAGUCUGGCCCUGGCCCUCAGUCUAAAUUUGAAGGGAACUCACAGAAAAAACUCUUUCAAAGAAAGGGCACUAGCAAUGGUCUCAUUCAUGGGAUGCAGGGGAUAAUGGGUCACCCAGAAGUGGCCCUCCAGUAUCUGUGUGGGUGUGUGUUGCUGUGCGAACAUGUGUUGUUCCAAGAAGGGGGGCAGAUAGAGGGUAAGGAUCAUCAUAAAGAAAGGAAACCAGAUCUCCUGCUUCUGAAAGCAGAAAAGCAGAGAUGGUAGUUGGAAUUUAUGGGGCAAGCAGGCUAUACCUGGAGUUUCCCAAGCCCACAGAUGCCUUUAUCCUCUAGGCCUAGUCCUGGCUUGGGGGUGCAUUUUUCCAUUUAGGAAAAGUGCCUUCAGGGUUUACAGCAGGAUAGAGUGAGAUAGCGCCUGACCCUAUAGCAUAUGGGGUAAAUCCCCACCAACCCUCAAAGGUCCAGGCAGAGAAAAGAGAGCAGGAAGGGUCUUUAGGCCACUACUGCUUCUUUCUCUAACCCCACUUCAAACAAGUAUGGAUAAUGGGACUUCAGAGGGACUCUGAGAAGUUCUGAGUCCCUACAUCAGAGCUUCCUCUUCUAUCCCCAUUCCUUGUAAGCCAUCAAGGUGAUCAAAGCCACCCCAGUGACUGUGAGUCUGUCCCAGGGCCUGGCAGAGUGCUGUCAGAGAAGCCUCUGGCUCCAAACCAUUUAUACUGUUGCAAUGAUCUUGAGCAAGUCACUUGACCAGGUUUCCUGUUCAUCUGUAGAUCAGAGGUUUCAAUGUCUACCUCACAUGGACGUUUUAAGCAUUAAGUGAGGCAAUGAAUGUGAAAUACUUAGCACAGUGCCCAGCACACACAGGUGCUAACAGGUAGGAGCUACCAUUGUUGUCAACCUCGAGUCACUGCCCCUACCACUAGCCUUGCCCUAAUCUUGGAUUGAGAACCAGGUAACACUUACUAAGCAUCUCUCCGAAGUGGGUGCUCUCACAAACACUACCUAGUUUGAGUACCCAGUUGCUUGGCCCAUCUGCCUGGCUUAUGAGCUUGUUUUCAGCAUUGCCUCUUGGCCCUAUUCUCCUUUGUUCCAAUGGUUUUCCAAUCAGUACCUAUAUCUUUCAGCCCACAAACCACUCUGCUUUCCCGGCCAUGCUUCUCCAGAAUUCAGACAGAAGCUCAGACCAGGUGCCAGGACGUUUACCUAAGAAUGACCUGUGCCCAUCACCAUCCUUGGUCCCACAUUUUCUCUGCUGUUCUGACUCCUUGUGCUGCUUCUGGCAUCUGCUGCUGCCCUCAGUCCUGAGUUGCCAAACCAGGGGCUUCAGCACCAAACCAAAGCCCCAGUUGUUCAUUUGUUUGUCUGUUUGUUUUUAAGAUUUAUUUAUUUGAGCAUGAGAGCAAGAGAGCAUGUACAGGGGGAGGGGCAGGUAGAGAAGAAGAGAAUCUCAAGCUGACUCCACACUGAGCAUGGAGCUUGACAUGGAGCUUGAUCUCACAACCCUGAAGAUCAUGACCUGAGCAGAAACCAAGAGUCAGAUGCUUUAACCAACUGAGCCACCCAGGCAGUCUGCCGCAGUUGUUUGCUAUUUGUCUGGCAUUUAUCUUUCUUGGCAGUCUCUUUGAGGUCUUUUCUGUUCCUCUGUGAUACACUAGCUUUCUUCCACCACUCCCCAUCCUGUACUCUUUAUCUGUUAACACUUCCAUCCUUCUUCCCUACUCUCCUGAGGGCUCAUUCCAGGUCACACCUUUAUGUUUUAUCAAAAAUAGCUCAACCCUUUGUUUCUGUCACUAGCAGUCAGUGCUCUGAAGGAUCUUAAACCAAUUUCAGCUAAGGUAUUAAUGCAAAUGGUGGGUUAAGGGCUAUAUGUAUAUACAUGUGUGGGCGCUCAUAUGUGUGUGUGUGUGUGUGUGUGUGUGUGUGUGUGUGUGUGUGUGUUAAUGAAGAACUUUAAAGGGCACAAAACCCUAGCUCAAGGGAAUAAAUCCCUAGUGGUCAUGGGGGUCAAGUAUUUAGGACAGAGCUGCCUUCUCCUAAAGUUUUUUGCUUCAAAUAUUUUGGGGCUCUAUUUCUAGGUUCAUAUAUGUUCAUAUUUGUUAUGUCUUCUUAAUGAAUUGAUCCUUUAUCAUUAUAAGGUGUCCUUCUUGCCUUUAGUAACAAUUUUUAUUUUAAAGUCUAUUUUGUCUGAUAUUAGUAGAGGCAUUCCAGCUGUCUUUUGGUUGCUAUUGCUAUAACCUUUUUGAUUCUUGUACUUUCUCCCUAUUUAUGCUUUUAAAUGUAAACUGAGUCUCUUGUAGACAACAUGCAGUAAGAUCAUGUUUUGUUUUUUUUUAAUAUAUUCUUCCAAUA